GGCAUUGCUGUCUCGGUCGCGAUGAUUCUGGAACUGAGCCAUCAAAUUGCGGCUCGUUUCCUUGACAUCUAUUUGAUUACCAAAGAGGUGCCGGUUAUAUUCAAGGACAUAGCAACGCAUCUACCACUCCUUGUUGAAGUUAUGAGUUGCCUCAAGAACGACUGUAAAGAUGACUCGGUAGCGCCUAGCACGCUUUUGCACGUUGUGGAGAGCAGCCUUCAGCAGAUUUCAGUACUCGACAAGUUAAUUCAACGAACUUUGCCUAGUCAGGGGGACUCUUGGCUACGUCGCAGACAGAAGUCAAUCUCUAGCAGUCGCAAUGCAAAGGAUAUUAUGGUCACCUUCAAGACGCUCGAAUCCUCCAAGGCAACAAUUUCUUUCUAUCUUUAGCAACGGGCAAUGGAUCGAAUGAAUAAUCUAUGUAUAUCCGAGCAACUCCAUCAAGAGAUAUCAUUAGUUCAACGGCAACAAAUGUCGGCCCUAUGUUCAACUUGGCUUAGGCCCACCAACACGGGUUGUAUAUAUGAGGAUAAGUCGCCUGGAACCUGCGAAUGGAUCUGGAACUCACCGGAGUUUGUCCAGUGGGCCUCAUCAUCGCCAGUUCCAACCCGGUUGUUAUGUAUACACGGUGUUAGUGGCUGCGGAAAGUCCAUGCUGACAAGGUCUACAGUCAAAGGAAUGAGAGAAAAGAAAUACCAAGUUCUAUACUUCUCUUUCUCCAGAACAGACGGCGAUCGCAAGACUUUGGAUUCCUUGGCUCGUUCAUUACUUUGUGAUCUUCUGGUGGAAACGUCUGACGAAGGCGUACUUUCUAUUGUGACUGAAUUGAAGAGUCGAAACCUUAUCACAACCGGAGAUGUGCUGGAAGCAUUAUUGAAAUCAGUAAAAAGCGUCACUGGGCCUAUUUACUGCAUGAUAGACGGGGUCGACGAAUGCGAUGACGAGAAGAACGAUCAAGAUCAAGGGUUACUCAAAUGUAUCCUGAACCUGACCAAAUUUCCAAAUGGUCACGUGGCCCUGGUCGGACGACCAUAUGCGCUUCAAACUGCUAUCACCUUGACGCCUCUGGUGAUUGAAAUGAACCCCAGUGUGGUAAAGUCAGACAUUGAGAUGUUUAUUCACGACCAGUUGGAGAAAUCCCCAAUCCCCAGAGCGCAUGGGCUAAAAGAUGAUGCAGUCAGAACUUUGUGCGAAAAGUCAGAUGGAAUGUUUCUUUGGGUAAAGUUCGCCAUGGAAGACCUGCAUGGGGCGAUAACACCUUACCAUGUGAAGGACAGACUGCGCAAUAUUCCCAGAGGUCUGCAAAAUAUGUAUCGGGCUUUUUUUCUAAAGCUUCUGGAAAGGCUUGAUGACAUGCAGUUGAAACUGGCAAAGUCAAUUUUAACAACUGCAAUUGCAUCAUGCCGCCCACUGACAAUUGUUGAAUUGCAAUAUCCCUACGCUUUAGGCGUCGGGCCAAUCGCAAACCUAGAACACCAUCGCUUUCUACAACCCGAGAAAUUGAUAUGUCAAGUCUGCGGCGGUUUGGUCAACAUCACAGAUGGCAUUUUGCGGAUAAGCCAUGUUUCAGUGAAAGAGUUCCUCACUAGGUCAGACGAGCAUUGGCUCUCUGAUGCAGAUCGGGGAUUGAGGUACUUUCAGAUAGAUAUGCGUGCUGCACAUCUAUCGUUAGGCACCGCAUGUCUUGACUAUCUAACUGCCCGCCUAUUCGACCUCAAUCUGGCUGAUUCAGACACCCUGGUUGCAGUUGAAACCCGAUACCCGUUUUUGCAAUACUCAUCUAGACACGCAAUGUCCCAUCUUGUCCAGUCCGGCCCGCCUUCCACCGCGACCUUGGACAAGCUCGACGGGCUGCUCGAGUCAGAAUCUUUUCUUGUGUUGGUGGAAUACUUGACGAUGCUGCAAGUGGACGAUUUGUUCUCUCUAGAUGCCGAUAUGCGCACACUUCUAUUAUGGAAGGACACGAGUGAUUGUGAAGGAGGUCCCUCAUUGAGCAAACUGCUAUCCAUCCUGAAGCAGGAGCUUGAUAGACGAAUGAACCGGUUUGGGAAGGAUGAUAUGCGAACUUUGCGAGUGCAAUAUGCCUGGGAUAGCUUCAAAGAUGAAAUCCCGGACGCACAUAAUCGCGAUUCCAUCGUUACCUUUCGCGAGGGGCCCAAAGACUCAGCCAAAGUAGCCACUCAUAUCCGGAAGCUCAUCAAUGGCCACGACAAACUUUCCCUAGCGGCACAGCUCGAUAUGACCUUUAUCUUAAGAACCCAUUUGCGUCUCAUGAAGGGUCUCAAAGAACCCCUCAAGAUUUUGUUCGAAUUCAUUUUGAGCUCUGCUCGGAAAAUGCCAGUGUCAGCACUCCUAAUCAUUGGUGAUUUCUACAGACGGCUCGACAAACUAGACGACGCAUUAAAGGUUUAUCGAGCCGCACUGGCCAAGGUCAAUGGCAUGGAAGGCCCUGACAAGUUCAUGGUACUCCGCCGGACUGGGUCAAUUCUAAUUGAUCAAGGAGAAUAUACCAGAGCCGAGGAAUCAUGGCGGAUGACUGGGGAGGGACAGCAGAAGGCUGCAGGGAGAGACCACCGAGAAUCUCUGCAAAGUAUGUAUUAAAUUGGUGUCGUUCUGAUUUAUCAAGAGAGGUACAUCGAGGCAGAGAAAAUUCUUCAAGAUACACUAGGAAGGCAGCAAAGAGUCCUUGGAAGA
Aspergillus ibericus CBS 121593 is the source of this 2694-nucleotide messenger RNA. RefSeq lists its product as uncharacterized. Lineage: Eukaryota; Fungi; Ascomycota; Eurotiomycetes; Eurotiales; Aspergillaceae. The transcript is spliced from 2 exons. The record is from RefSeq and is a predicted model, not a curated record. Gene Ontology annotation, molecular function: protein binding. The coding region runs from base 400 to 2601 and encodes 733 amino acids.